AAUAGCAACAUCGGACCAGACCCCGACAAAGAAAAAAUAGAAAAUAAUAAUAAAUAAAAAAAAAAGAAAAUAACAAGAGCAACUCGACUCAGAAAACCAAAAAACCAAAGGAAAACUUUCAAUUUGUUGAUUUAUUUUCAGACAUCCUUCGGCGGUUUCAAAGUCCAUCGAAACGCAGAGUGAAAUUCUUGGAGACCAUUAUAAAUUUGAGCCAUUGUGCAUCAAUUCGUUUUAGAUGAGCCAGCAGAGUCAAGGAACUAGCUCUUUUUCUCCAGCAGAUGCCCCUGUAAAACGGAAACGUGGUCGUCCACGUAAAGAUGAUACCCAAAUACAGGGGGAGAACUUGCCUGGAUCUGACAUUAUAAAGAAAAACAAGCAGAUUGUGGGUGCAAGUAGUGCUGCCAUUGAUGACAUGGUGGGUCAGGUGGUUUCUGGUGUCAUUGAAGGUUCGUUUGAUGCUGGAUAUCUUCUUAAUGUCAAAGUUGGUGACACUGAGACCCAGCUGAGGGGUGUUGUAUUUUUGCCGGGGUGGUUCACUCCAAUCACUGCAGCAAAUGAUGUGGCUCCAAAUGCUAAGAUGUACAAAAGAAAAGAGGUACCCAUCCCAGUUCAAAACCUACAAACUCGGCACCAUCCAUCAGAACAAAUUAAAAAGCAAGCUACUGAAUCUAAAAUAGAUGCACCUAAACUUCCAGAUCGAGUUUUACCCUCUGAGCUUCAGUCUGGCAUCCCAGUUGUAGGUGAGAACCAAUCUGCCUCUGUGAUAAUACCUUUAGCUGAUAACUUGCCUAUGAAUGAGCCAGAUCUUUCCUUGGGAGAAAAAAUGGUGUUACAGCAAAUGUCGGAAACAGAGUCUAGGCUAGAGAGGCAAACUGCUUCAAUAAUAGCACAAUUAAAACAAGAUAAAGUUGUUGAACAGGAUAUACUGCAGCAGGGAACGAAUAUGGACAUUGAUACUUCAAAAGAAUCAGAGCCCAUGUCUAUCCCAUUUGUUGAUGUUAUUCCAUCUUCUGGAAAUGCUAGUCAGGUGUCUCAAGUUGAACAUCAAGCUUUGAGUUCUGACCUAAUGUUAAAUGAUUUGGUUCACAAUGAAGUGGUCAGUCUGAACAUUGAAAACAACCAGACUACUGUAUCUGCUGAACCCAAAUCUUUGUCCUCUGAACCUAUUGGAAUCAGCAUUUUGAUGCAGAAACGAAACCUUAAACACAACCCAACUCCUUUAUUUGUUGAAUCUGAACCCAUCUGUUCUGAACCAAUUGGGAUGAACAAUAUUAUUGACGGGCAGAAUUCUCCUAAGAAAGUAACAGUACAAGAUCCACAGUCAGAGCUUGAUAACAAAACAGUUGGCGGGAAUGACACCUCUCUCCCAGUAGAUGAAGCUGCUCCGUGCAUUGCUGCUAUAAGCUCAUUUUCUCCACCAGUAACUAGCCUAUCAGUAAUGAUGUUUGAUGGAGAAGCUAUUGCAUCUGAACCUGAACCUGGAACUGAAGGAUCUGCUUUUCCAAGAACUAUUGAAACCCAAAUAUGUAGUUCUGCUGCUGCUACCAAUGAUGCAGAAUCUGAUAUCAAAGAUGCCAUUACACACACUCAUUUAGAUUUAUCUAGUGGUGUUAACCUAUCUGGUUCAGGCUGAUUUGUAUGACAAACGAAAGAAAGGAAAAAGACUGUUAUAUUGAGGCAUAUAUUGUCCAGUGAUUAGGAAUAAGAAGAUUAUGCUAAGUUUUGAUUAACAAUAGUUGAGAGUAUUAACUAGAUGCUUACAGGUAAUUCAGAGUUUGUUUAGUCUGCUCUGGAUAAUUUUGUAAUGAGAAUUCCGGCAAUCUACUUCUCAACUUCGGCUUUGAUAUUUACUCUUUUUUUUUUUUUUUUUUAAUGAAAAUUGGAGAU
Pistacia vera is the source of this 1887-nucleotide messenger RNA. RefSeq lists its product as uncharacterized. NCBI's taxonomy places the organism in Eukaryota, Viridiplantae, Streptophyta, Magnoliopsida, Sapindales, Anacardiaceae. The record is from RefSeq and is a predicted model, not a curated record. The transcript has 2 exons. Bases 236 to 1633 code for a protein of 465 amino acids.